This is a messenger RNA of Silurus meridionalis, 5186 nucleotides long. It is a transcript of the gene ppip5k2, whose product is annotated as diphosphoinositol pentakisphosphate kinase 2. The record is from RefSeq and is a predicted model, not a curated record. Gene Ontology annotation, biological process: inositol phosphate biosynthetic process; inositol metabolic process. The transcript has 32 exons. The coding region runs from base 538 to 4701 and encodes 1387 amino acids. Lineage: Eukaryota; Metazoa; Chordata; Actinopteri; Siluriformes; Siluridae. Gene Ontology annotation, molecular function: diphosphoinositol pentakisphosphate kinase activity; inositol hexakisphosphate kinase activity; 5-diphosphoinositol pentakisphosphate 1-kinase activity. Gene Ontology annotation, cellular component: cytosol.
CGUCUCGCUUUGAUGAUGCGGCGCUUUGAAAAGUCGCGUGUGCCUGAGCUGUAGUCGCGCGCAGGUGAAACUGAUCACACAUCCGGAAACCGCAGAUUUACGAUUAUUUUUUAAAUGAUGAUGAUGAUCACUAUUUAUUAUAUUAAGCAGUUUAUAGCGAAGUUAUGCGUGAAAGCUGGCUAACUGACGCUAGCUCUAUUACACAUUUAUCUUCAGCUCCUCGUGCUAGCCUGCUGCAGGGUUUCACCCAGCUAGCGUCACUGCUGGGAAGUCGUAAUUCCGAAAAAGUGGCAAGAAAUAUAUAAGAAUAUAUACAAAUAAAACCCUGAAGCCUGCUUAGAAAACAUCAGAAGGUGAAGAAGAUCUUGAUGGCUGCCUGUGAAGAACAGGGACGAGGGAGAGGAUCGGCUGCGCAGCCCUUUUAACCUUAACUGCUUAUGAACUGGCGCUGGGAGUUGCUCCAGUCUCGUCCUGCCCUGUUGGGUCGAAGGGCAGGGUACAGCACAGGGGGUUGGUUUGGCACCGUGGUUCGGAGAUAUGUCGGAGAACGAGGAUGCGGAUCACCCUCGCUUCUUCGUCGGUGCGGAUGAUGGAGAAGGAGAAGAGCUGCUGGACCCGGGCCGAGUGCUGGGCUACGACUGCCUCUACGAGAACGUCGAGGAGGAGGACGAGGAUGCGGAUGAGGAAGAGUACGACUCGCCUCCAGAGAGACAGAUCGUGGUGGGAAUCUGUGCCAUGGCCAAAAAGUCCAAAUCGAAGCCGAUGAAGGAGAUCCUGGAGCGCCUUUGCCUCUUCAAAUACAUCACAGUGGUCACGUUAGAGGAGGAGGUCAUCCUCAACGAGCCUGUGGAGAACUGGCCUCUGUGCGACUGUCUUAUCUCAUUCCACUCCAAAGGAUUUCCACUAGACAAAGCUGUAGCUUAUGAGAAGCUCAGGAACCCGUUUGUGAUCAAUGAUCUGGAUCUGCAGUACUGCAUUCAGGACAGGAGAGAAGUGUAUCGGAUCUUGAAGGCAGAGGGUAUCCAGCUUCCACGCUAUGCCGUCCUGAACAGAGACCCAGCCAGACCAGAAGAAUGUAACCUGGUUGAGGGCGAGGACCAUGUGGAGGUAAAUGGGGAAAUUUUCCAGAAGCCUUUUGUGGAGAAGCCAGUGAGUGCUGAGGACCAUAAUGUCUAUAUCUACUACCCCACGUCUGCAGGAGGGGGCAGCCAGAGGCUCUUCCGUAAGAUUGGCAGCAGAAGUAGUGUCUACUCCCCUGAGAGCAGUGUCCGGAAAACCGGCUCUUAUAUAUACGAAGAGUUUAUGCCUACAGAUGGGACUGACGUUAAGGUGUACACAGUGGGUCCAGACUACGCUCACGCCGAGGCCCGCAAAUCCCCCGCCUUAGACGGGAAAGUGGAACGAGACAGCGAGGGAAAAGAGGUGCGCUAUCCUGUCAUCCUCAACGCCAGAGAGAAACUGAUCGCCUGGAAAGUCUGCCUCGCUUUUAAGCAAACAGUGUGUGGGUUUGACCUUCUCCGUGCUAAUGGCCAAUCGUAUGUCUGUGAUGUGAAUGGCUUCAGUUUCGUGAAGAACUCCAUGAAAUACUAUGACGACUGUGCCAAAAUUCUGGGGAAUAUUAUCAUGCGAGAGCUAGCGCCUCAGUUCCAGAUUCCAUGGUCCAUCCCGCUGGAAGCAGAAGACAUUCCAAUAGUCCCCACCACCUCUGGGACAAUGAUGGAGCUCAGGUGUGUAAUUGCUGUGAUCCGACACGGAGACCGAACUCCGAAGCAGAAGAUGAAAAUGGAGGUUCGACAUCAGAGAUUUUUCGAUCUCUUUGAAAAGUUUGAGGGAUACAAAAGUGGAAAGCUGAAACUCAAAAAGCCAAAGCAACUUCAGGAAGUUUUAGAUAUCGCCAGACAGCUGCUGGUUGAACUUGGGCAGAAUAAUGAUACAGAAAUUGAAGAAAGCAAAGCCAAACUUGAGCAGCUGAAAACGGUCCUUGAGAUGUAUGGCCAUUUUUCAGGUAUUAAUCGCAAGGUCCAGUUAACGUAUCUUCCACACGGCUGCCCAAAAACCUCUAGUGAAGAGGAGGAUGUGCGGAGGGAUGACCCAUCAUUACUCCUGGUACUGAAAUGGGGUGGAGAGUUGACUCCUGCAGGCAGGGUACAGGCAGAGGAACUUGGUCGGGCGUUUAGGUGCAUGUAUCCUGGAGGACAAGGUGACUACGCAGGUUUUCCUGGCUGUGGCCUCUUGCGUCUGCACAGCACAUAUCGACAUGAUCUGAAGAUCUACGCUUCCGAUGAGGGACGCGUUCAAAUGACUGCAGCCGCUUUUGCAAAGGGACUCUUGGCCCUGGAGGGUGAGCUGACCCCUAUCCUGGUGCAGAUGGUGAAAAGUGCCAACAUGAACGGUCUGCUGGACAGCGACAGCGACUCUCUGAGCAGCUGCCAACAACGAGUUAAAGCUCGACUUCAUGAGAUACUGCAGAAGGACAGAGAUUUCAGCCCUGAGGACUUUGAAAAGCUGGCUCCCACUACCAGUACAUCACUCGUGAAGUCCAUGCAGAUGAUCAAGAACCCGGUAAAGACGUGCGAUAAAGUUUAUACCCUUAUCCAAAAUCUAACCCUGCAGAUAAGGCAGAGGAUGGAGGACCCCAAGUCAGCAGACAUCCAGCUGUACCACAGCGAGACUCUGGAGCUGAUGCUUCGUCGCUGGUCCAAACUGGAAAAGGACUUCAAGAUGAAAAAUGGACGCUACAACAUCAGCAAGAUCCCAGACAUCUAUGACUGUAUCAAAUACGACGUGCAACACAACAGCUCGCUCAAGCUGGACAACACCAUGGAGAUCUACAGGCUCUCGAAAGCUCUGGCUGAUAUCGUCAUUCCACAGGAAUAUGGUAUUUCUCAAGCGGAGAAGCUGGACAUUGCCAAAGGCUACUGCACACCACUGAUUCGCAAAAUUCGCUCCGACCUCCAGAGAACGCAGGACGACGACACGGUUAACAAACUUCACCCAGUUUAUUCCCGGGGAGUCAUGUCUCCGGAGCGUCACGUUCGCACCAGGCUGUACUUCACCAGUGAGAGUCACGUGCACUCGUUCCUCUCCAUCCUACGCUAUGGAGCUCUCUGUGAUGAGACCAAAGAUGAGCAGUGGAAGAGAGCCAUGGACUACCUGAAAGUGGUCAGUGAGCUGAACUACAUGACCCAGAUUGUGAUCAUGCUGUAUGAGGAUCCCAGUAAGGAUCCAUCUUCAGAGGAGCGUUUUCAUGUGGAGCUGCAUUUCAGUCCAGGAGCAAAAGGCUGUGAGGAGGACAAAAACCUGCCAUCAGGAUUUGGCUACAGACCAGCAUCUAGAGAGAACGAAGGCUCCAAAAAGAAGUUGCAGAACGACAGUGACGAGGAGACGAGUAAUAUAAAACGGGACGAGCCGGAUCGAGCCCUCGUCAUGUUCCGCCCCAUGGUUUCUGACCCCAUCUACAUUCACAGGAAGUCCCCUCUUCCUCGCUCCAAAAAGAUCGGCUCUGUAGAAGAAGAAAGCCCCCUGAGUGUGUCUAGCCCUGAGUCUAUUGGUACCUGGAUACAUUACACCUGUGGUGUUGGUACUGGGCGUCGAAGACGCAGAUCAGGGGACCAAAUAACUUCCUCCCCUGUCUCCCCCAAAUCACUGGCUUUCACAUCCAGUAUUUUUGGCUCAUGGCAACAGGUCCUUUCAGAGAACAACAGUCACACAAGGCCCGGCAGACUACACCCUGAUCAGAAGCUCACCGCUGGUAUAGGGUCUCAUUGUGCUGGCCUGUUUAGCACCAUGGUGCUGGGAGGUUCCUCCAGCGCCCCUAACCUACAAGAUUAUGCUCGCACACACCGUAAAAAGCUGACCUCUUCUGCCUUCUUAGAUGAGGCCACGCGUGGUUCUGCUGUUAAAAGAUUUUCUAUCUCGUUUGCGCGACACCCAACCAAUGUCUUUCCCAGUAUGUUCUGUGGCUUUGAGUUAUACUCCAUGGUUCCCUCCAUUUGCCCACUUGAGACCCUCCACAAUUCACUGUCCCUGAAACAAGUCGACGACUUCCUCGCCUCGAUUGCCACCUCCCAUGAUUCCCUGCUGGACAUGUCUGUGUGCUCACCAGCUGUUCAAGGAAAGAAAGCUCCUCUAAACACAUACACUCCUGCCAAGGUUUUACCGUGCCCCUUUACUCAGACUGCGGGAAAGAAGUCACCAGAGCGCACCGCAUCAGGCAGCAGAAGUUCUCCUUCCAGAGCGACCCGAUGGAGCAAAGGCGAUUCUGUUCAGCACCUUGCCUCGGGAGACGGAGCAUUACAGCAGAGCUCACCUCCGCGGUGUACAGAGAUCAACCCACCUGUUAAACCAAACACAGCUAUUGGCAUCCUGGUUUCCUCUCCACCAACGUCCUGUAAAGCCCAAUUUCACGCAGCCUACCAGGAAAACGCAGAUAACGAAGCCCUCAAUCAAGCCUGGACCGUCUCGUCCCAGCUCACACCUCCUCACACACGUGUCGGUAAAACCCAUCAGGUAUCGUGCAGUGAUGGUCCUGUCCAUACCACAGUCAAACAAACCAACACGGAGGACACGCCUGCACGAGAGGAUCACCACGAAGGCAAAAGGCAGCCGUGUUCUCCAACAGCAAUGAUGCAGAACUUCUCAACGACCGGGUUAAAAGACCCCAAAGCCAUGCUCGAUUCCACAAAACUGACCAAACCUUGAUUUUCACUGAAACAGUGAUGGCACUAUUACACACAACUCCUGUGAUUUCUCCCGUCCGAGAGACACACGGUAGACACUCGUAACACACUCGUCCUCCCGAUCCUGUCUCAGACACGCCCAAAUAAACAUGUAGUACGAUCUCGAACGUAUGCGCACAAAUUCAUCUCUCAUAUCUUAUAUGUAUAUUUGAGCGUAAACCCGACGGACACGGUCGCAUUGGAUGCAUUUAAUCGUCGUUUACUUUUAAUUAAUUGUGCUCAAACAGCACCUUUUUCAAUAUUGUAUUAUGAUCACGAUCCAAAGUCGAAUGUCAUGAAACCAAAAUUUCUAUUUUUUACACGUUAGAUGAAAUGUGUAUUUUAUUUGUCCUUCUCAUGUAGGUGCAUUUGAUUUGUCUGCCUUUUCUGAAAUUGUCUCAACGGAUGAUUUUCACUUAACUAAACGUGUGUGUGUGUGUGUGUGUGUGUGUGUGUGUGUGUGUGUGU